UUUUUUUUAAAAAAAACUAUUGAAGAGGAGAAAUUUUUUUGUCUUUUUUAAUUCUUGAAACCAUGCUUUCACUCAAGAUAUGUAUACGAUCCUUCUCCUCAACUUGCAAUGUUCAGUCCAAACGAUCAGCACUUCGUAAACCUAAUAUAUCUACACUCACUAAACAUUUAAAGCCGGAUGGCAUGAAUGGUCGAGAACGCCGUGACUUACUCCGUGCCUCACUUAAACACAAUAAACCCAAGACAUCCAAUGCUCCUUAUAUACCCAUCAAGAGACGACUUGAGACCAUCAAGACACCCACUGAAUUAAAUGCAAAACAAUUGGCUGCUCAUUUAGCUCAACAGACCUGGGAUGAUCUUAAACUAUCGUCUGAUGCCAUCAAGGCUAUCAAGACAGUCUUGAACGAAUCUGCAACACCUACCGAGAUUCAAGCACUGGCUAUUCCUCCUCUGCUUGAUCGCCGUAAGAGACACGUUCUUGUGGCUGCAGAAACAGGAUCCGGCAAGACAUUUGCUUAUUUGUUGCCUACGAUCGAUAUGCUCAAGGCCGAUGAAAAGAAAUGCAAGCGUCGAUUGGAUCACCCACGUGCGAUUGUGUUGGUGCCUACACGAGAACUGGUACAUCAAGUGGUCAAGAGCUGUAAGUCACUCGGUCAUAUCAGCAAGUUUCGUGCAGUAGGAUUAGAAGGUCGGACAGCACGUAGUCAAGUGGCCAGCAUGUUGGCUAAUGGCCCUAUUGACAUCUUGGUCACGACACCCACUACGUUGUUGGCCUAUCAAAAAGAUCACACAGUGUCAUUAGCAGACACACGCUACUUGAUUAUGGAUGAAGCUGAUUCACUGUUUGAUGCUGGAUGGGGUCAAGAUUGUCGACAGAUCAUUCAAUCCGUCCAACGGGUGGCUGACAAGACAGGCGCACCAGAAAAAGUGAUCGUUGUCUCUGCCACACUUCCUAAAUCAGUCCAUAGCACAUUGGAUAGUUUGUUCCCUCAAAUGGUCAAGAUCACCACACCUUCACUUCAUAAAGCAUUACCUAACCUAAAGCAAUCCUUUGUGGAUCUACAAAGGUUCCAGGGCAAUCGCCAGUUAGCUCUACUUGAAGUGUUGAAAAAGAACAUCAAGGACGAUAAGACAUUAGUGUUCUGUAAUACCAAGAAAUCAGUGGAACUGGUCCACCAAUUCUUGGCGAGUAAAAACAUCCAUGCUGUUGCUCUCUAUAAAGAUGCUCCCAUCAGUCGAUCUGAAUCUUUAGCCUUGUUUGCUGGUCCUGUAGAAGAGAAUCAUAAUGUACUUAUCAGUACAGACAUUGCUUCUCGAGGCAUUGAUACGACUUUUGUGGACCAUGUCGUCUUGUAUGAUUUCCCUACAUCUGUAGUAGAUUAUCUUCAUCGUGUAGGCCGUACAGCGCGUGCAGGUCAAGUAGGUAAAGCCACUUCACUUAUCGGUCGUAAAGACCGCAUGAUGUCGGAUCGUAUUCGUCGUGCCAUUCGUGAAGGCAAUGUCAUGACAUGAAAUAAAAUUUUCGUCAUCUUU
Molecule: messenger RNA, 1532 nt
Organism: Gilbertella persicaria
Lineage: Eukaryota; Fungi; Mucoromycota; Mucoromycetes; Mucorales; Choanephoraceae
Product: P-loop containing nucleoside triphosphate hydrolase protein
Exons: 1
Coding region: 63-1511 (482 amino acids)
Molecular function (GO): ATP binding; nucleic acid binding
Source: RefSeq, a predicted model, not a curated record